Molecule: messenger RNA, 627 nt
Organism: Rotaria sordida
Lineage: Eukaryota; Metazoa; Rotifera; Eurotatoria; Philodinida; Philodinidae
Source: the annotation of a GenBank genome assembly
AUGUUAAUUGCUGUGAAUUAUUGUGGUUCAAGUGUUACUAUUGUUGAUAUUGCCACGCUCUCCUUUCCUGGUAUGGCUCAAGAUAGCAUCAUUAAAGUUAACUCAUCUUAUUACUACAAUAAUCUUACAUGGACACCGACCGCUGCUCAAAUUGGCUAUCAAGUCAUGUGUGCAAUGGCUUUUGACAGUCAAAACUCACAAUCUGAUCAAUAUUGUUUCAAAUUCUAUGUGUCCACGACUUAUGUUUGCUCUUGUCCAGGAGAAGUAUGCAUUACAACAACCUCAACAACUUCAACGACAUCAACAUCGACUACUAAAACUACAUCAACAUCGACUACUAAAACUACAUCAACAUCGACUACUACAACUACAUCAACAACAACUACAUCAACAUCAACUACUACAACUACAUCAACAUCGACUACUGCAACUACAUCAACAUCGACUACUGCAACUACAACCACAACAACAACAAGUACCACUAGUACUACAUCGACGACGACAUCAUCGACUUCUACAACUUCAACAACCACAACUACUACAACAACUACUACUUCAGGUCAACAACAACGACCACGACAACCACUACGACCAGCACCACUUCAACAACCAGCACAUCGUUCGUAA